Molecule: messenger RNA, 1448 nt
Organism: Pseudoliparis swirei
Lineage: Eukaryota; Metazoa; Chordata; Actinopteri; Perciformes; Liparidae
Gene: cckbra
Product: cholecystokinin B receptor a
Biological process (GO): neuropeptide signaling pathway
Cellular component (GO): membrane
Molecular function (GO): neuropeptide receptor activity; gastrin receptor activity
Source: RefSeq, a predicted model, not a curated record
AUGGCGCUGGCUCUGCAGGCGGCGAACGCGUCGGCGGCGGGCUGCGCGCAGACGGGCAACCUCAGCCUGGAAGUUGGCGACUAUAACGUGAGCUGCCCGAACGGCUCCGACGUCCGUGGCCCGGGCAGGAGAGUGAAAGAGAUGGACUCGUUCCGCAUCCUGCUCUACUGCCUCAUCUUCCUGCUCAGCGUCUUCGGCAACCUGCUCAUCGUCGUGGUGCUGGUGAUGAACAAGCGCAUGCGCACCGUCACCAACUGCUUCCUGCUGUCGCUGGCGGUCAGCGACCUCAUGAUGGCCAUCUUCUGCAUGCCCUUCACGCUCAUCCCCAACAUCCUGGAGGACUUCAUCUUCGGGGCCGCCAUGUGCAAGGCCAUCUCCUACUUCAUGGGGAUCUCCGUCAGCAUCUCCACCUUCAGCCUGGUGGCCAUCGCCUUCGAGAGGUACAGCGCCAUCUGCAACCCGCUGAAGUCCCGCGCCUGGCAGACCCGGUCCCACGCCUACCGCGUCAUCGCCGCCACCUGGGUGGUGUCGCUGCUGCUCAUGGUGCCCUACCCGGUGUUCAGCUUCAUCAGGACGCACGCCAAGGCCAACGGCACCGUUAGCCACAUGUGCCGCCUGAACUGGCCCAGAAGGGAAGCAGAGCAGACCUGGUAUGUGCUGCUGCUCGUCAUUCUGUUCUUCGUCCCGGGAGUGGUGAUGAGCGUCGCCUACGGUAUGAUCUCCAGGGAGCUCUUCCGAGGCAUGCAGUUCGAGGGGGGCCAGAGCAAAGAGGCCGCCGGCCGGAAGAACGGCGGGGGAAGGGACGUCCCCCCGUCCAACGACGAGGACGACGGCUGCUACGCCCAGGUGUCCAAAAAGCCCUCCUCCGCCUUGGAGCUCCCCACCCUCUCCAAGGCCAAGAAGAAGAAGAAGAAGAAGAAGGAGAAGAAGGCCCGCAGCACCUCGGACGCCAAGCUGCAGGCCAAGAAGCGCGUCAUCCGCAUGCUGAUGGUGAUCGUGGCGCUCUUCUUCGUCUGCUGGAUGCCCCUGUACUCGGCCAACACCUGGAAGGCCUUCGACCUGAAGUCGGCCUCCCGAGCUCUCUCGGGAGCCCCCAUCUCCUUCAUCCACCUGCUGUCCUACUCCUCGUGCUGCGUCAACCCCGUCAUUUACUGCUUCAUGAACAUGCGCUUCCGCCAGGCCCUGCUGUCCACCUUCGCCUGCUGCUGCUGCGGCAACCGCCUCUGCCGCCGCUUGUGCCGGGGGAAGGAGGGCGGCGAAGACGGCGCCACCGCCACCUCCAUGGCCACGUCGAUGGCCACCUCCGUGUCCAAGAUCAGCUACACCACCGUCGGCACCGGCGGCGGCAACUGCUGAGCCUCGGGCGGAGAAGGUCGCACAAACCGGCGGCGGCGGGUUGCCGCGUGCGCACCGUCCGUUUCCUUCUUCUUCAAUCUUCUGUUUGAUGA